Meyerozyma guilliermondii ATCC 6260 is the source of this 2778-nucleotide messenger RNA. RefSeq lists its product as uncharacterized. Gene Ontology annotation, molecular function: phosphatidylinositol binding. The transcript has a single exon. Lineage: Eukaryota; Fungi; Ascomycota; Pichiomycetes; Serinales; Debaryomycetaceae. The record is from RefSeq and is a predicted model, not a curated record. Bases 1 to 2778 code for a protein of 925 amino acids.
AUGGCAUUCAAUGCGAGCAAUGAAGCUCCGAAAGUGCCCAAGCUCAAUGCUACCCAAGAGCACUUCUUCAAAAAGUACCUCGUGGAGCAUCGGCUAGCAGAAGAACUCCGAUACAUGUCUAAACGAGAUUGCUGUGGAUAUUUGGGGCCACCGUUUCGAGUCAAUAAUGAUCAAAAAAAUACCAAUCCGGUGCCCAUGCUUCGAUUCUUCUUCCAGAACUAUGUCAAGACGUUUCCGUUUAUUAUGAUGUGUUCUCUGGAAGAACAGCGUGCAUUUUGGCAGGAUACUGUGCAGCCGUUCGUGGAGAGUUUGAAUCUGAAGCAGUUAUCAGAUUCUGGCGAAAGGGCAGAAAAUGUCACCAAGAGACGCCAGGUGAAUAAAAAGUUGUUAUCCGGGCUUGUUUUGUUCUUCAAUUCAGUUUUGACAUCGGAGAACGAUAUGAAAUAUCUCACCUCUACCCAUGAAAAAUCGGGAACUACUUCUCGUCUUCAAAAGUUGGAAAAGCCGAAAAAGUUUAAUGUUAAAGAGUUACGAGCAGAUUCCCUGGCGACAAAGUUGCACGACUACGAAAAGUUGACUUAUUUCAAUGACUUGUCGGUCAACGUAAUUGCUGUCAGAGAACUUGCUACCACCAACCAGAAGAGUCGCUUCAAUGUGACUUCGUAUUUCAAUAAUGCUCCGAGGCACCACUUUGAGUUUAUUUUACAAAUAGUGCACAGACAAGGCUCUGGGUACAAGUGCCAUUUUGUUGCACAUCCAUACCAUGACUUUAAGACGUUGAUGAAAUCCUUACGCAAAAAUUAUCCUGGCUUGAUUUCAACCGAAUUUCCAGAACUUCCUAGAAAGUUACAGCACGACGAUGGUGUUCCCGUCAAACAAAUUAAAGAAAUUGACGCCCAUGGACUACCUGAUAUAGUUCUUUUCCGCGAGAAACUUCGUCUUGCUUUAAGAGGCUACAUGAUGAGACUCAUAAACUACCCAGAAAUUGUCCAUUCCAGCGAGUUUCGUGCCUUCAUAUCGUCCAAUUCGUUUCCUACACUUGAUCCUCCCAUGGAGCGGGACUACAAGAUCAGAUGCCAAAACGAAACCAACAUGUUCAACACCCAGCUAGAAUUCCAAAGACAAUCAGCCAAAGUUAUGGGUGAGUUUCAAGCCAAGUUUGAACUGUUCAAGCAGCAACUCAUCAUGACACCCAACACUCUCACCAAGCUUUUUGAAGAAUUCGGUUCUGUUGAGAAAGUUGAAGAUUUAUCGCCCAUGACUUUCACAUUCGUUAGAUGGUGCAAACUUGAGUUGGCUGCCCUCAAUUACCAAAUCUUUUUAAGUCUGGACAAUGCUAGCGAAUGGCUCGCUAAAUGCAGAAAAUUCCAUGCAAUGUUUCCCUAUAGUAUCGUCUACGGUAUUCUUCGAUUCACCAAUCCUAUGAAGAUGAUGGCACGAAUUAUUGACCUUUUGCUUAUCAACAUUCCAUCGUUAUCCUUGUCGAUGCCGUUCAGUGGGAAAAAGGACUUAACGGAAGCUUCCAAGUCCACUGGAGCAAAGAACCUUCUCUCGCUUAUGUUCGUCAUGUUGUUGGACGAAGACUUGAACGACUUUUUGGCAGAAGUUGAAGAAUUGAGAAAGUCUGUUCCCAAGGAAUAUCAUAUAUUGUUGUCUCGAGUCGAUAAUUAUGUCAUGGCUGAUAGCGAUAAAAUCGAUAAGAUUAAGGAAGAAAGUGUUCAGCAAGAUGAAGACCUUUUACUCACAAUUUUGCAUACAGAUAGAAUUGGACCAAAGCUUCAACUGUCGCAUAAAGAGAUCUAUGACCAUAUAAGUGAUUCAUACUGGCAUUUCGCCAAGAUAUCAGGAAACACUAAUAUUGAGGAAGCAAAGUUGUAUUUGAAGAUCAAACAAUACUGGUUGAUCCAGUUGCGGAGAAAGGAUAAAGACAUAAUGAAAGAGCUCUGGCGGGAACCAGAGAUGACCCAGUUAAUCAAAAAGUUUGUGACUAUUUUCUAUUCACCAUUUGUUCGAGUUUUGGGCAAGGCAGAUGUACAUGUGAUGUUCCGGCAGUGGGAGAAGUUUGUGGACGAAAACUUGGAUGUGCUUACCGAGUUGAGUAACGGAGGAAUAUACUUUAUGAGUUCGAUGGAGAUUUUUAACCGACUUCUUGCAGUAUUGGAUAAGCAUGAGAACUUUUUUUACGGUGUUGUUCACAACUUGUAUAUCAAUGAUGACGAGCAUGUGUUUAGAGGGCUUGCUCAAUGGAUCGAGAAGUUCCUUACUGCGUUAAGAAUCAAGUUUGUGGAUCACUCUUUGGUCAACAUUGACAUGCUGAAUCUUCAGGCAAGCGAACCUGUCAGCGAGGAGAAGCUUCAAUUGCAAAUUGACUCGAUUGUGGAACGAACAGUGGAGAAGCGCAAACUUUACAAAGAGUAUCUCCAGAAAAAGAGUGAGCUCAAAUUCAGUAAUGCCAGUGACCAAGAUAAGUUGAAUGAUAUGUGGGAAAAGAACAACGAAAAUAUCUUUGGUGAAGGCCAAGCCAACGACUUUGGUUUAGACCAGGAUGAUCUUAACGACUUUAAUUUGAUGCAAGAAGUCGAAAAUGUGAGUGCAGACGAUGCCACUGCCGAGCUUGAUCGUCAAUUAUACAAAAAGUUGCAAGAACUUGACGAAAGAACUCUGGGUGCAACUGAUGCAGUGGAAGCAUAUGAAGAGUCAUUUGGACUCAGGGUGGCCGAAAUUCUCGAUAAAUUGGAAUCCAGUAGAUUUUUCGAAGAAAGACGUGGUAGACUGUAG